Messenger RNA from Arachis duranensis, 663 nucleotides. RefSeq names its product secreted RxLR effector protein 161-like. The transcript has a single exon. The coding region runs from base 1 to 663 and encodes 220 amino acids. Lineage: Eukaryota; Viridiplantae; Streptophyta; Magnoliopsida; Fabales; Fabaceae. The record is from RefSeq and is a predicted model, not a curated record.
AUGGGUGAUGCAUCUUAUGUCAUUGGCAUAAAGAUUCAUAGAGAUAAACAUAAAGGAAUUUUAGGUUUAUCUCAAGAAGCCUAUAUUAAUAAAGUUCUUGAGAGGUUUAAAAUGCAAAAUUAUUCACCAAGUGUUGCACCUAUUGUGAAAGGUGACAAACUCUGCUUAGAUCAAUGUCCUAAAAAUGAACUUGAAAAGAAACAUAUGCAAAAUAUUUCUUAUGCUUCAGCCGUUGCAAGCCUAAUGUAUGCUCAGGUCUGUACAAGACCUGACAUUGCUUUUGCCAUUAGCAUGUUAGAAAAAUAUCAAAGUAAUCUAGGAAUUAUCCAUUGGAGAGCUACAAAGAAGGUCUUAAUGUACCUUCAAGGGACCAAGGACUUCAUGCUUACAUAUAGACGAACCGACAAUUUGGAAAUUAUUGGAUACUCAAAUUCAGACUUGGUGGGAUGUGUUGAUUCUAGGAAGUCAACGUCAGGAUACAUCUUUAUGCUUGCUGAUGGAGCAGUAUCUUGGAAGAGUGCAAAACAAUCACUUGUAGUCACUUCUACCAUGGAAGUCGAGUUUAUUGCUUGUUUUGAAGCUACAUCACAAGGUGUUUGGUUAAAGAAUUUCAUCUCUGGGUUUAAGAUUAUAGAUUGUAUCUCUAGGCCAUUGAGAUUGUGA